Hymenoscyphus albidus is the source of this 4116-nucleotide messenger RNA. The record is from the annotation of a GenBank genome assembly. Lineage: Eukaryota; Fungi; Ascomycota; Leotiomycetes; Helotiales; Helotiaceae.
CUAACUACAGGAACGACUCCAGCACGCCAAAAUGAGGGUUGUGGAAGUUAUCAUAGACGUAUGCGACCCCUCUCUACACUAGGGAUAUAUGCUAACUGACUUUCAGGGCUUUAAAUCGUAUGCCGUACGAACGGUAAUCUCAGGAUGGUAAACAAAACAAAUCACCCACCAUUUGGCUGCAAGUUAACCCCCUCGCAGGGACGAAAGUUUCAAUUCCAUCACUGGUCUGAAUGGUAGUGGAAAAUCCAAUAUCCUCGACUCGAUAUGUUUUGUUCUGGGUAUCACGAAUAUGACUACUGUUCGCGCGCAAAACCUCCAGGUAUUUACUUGCUCCUUUUUCUCGGACUUGCGCCUGUUCUGAUUCUCUGCAGGAUCUUAUCUACAAACGUGGACAAGCCGGAGUCACAAAAGCGAGCGUAACGAUCGUCUUCGACAACCGCGAUAAGAAGAAGUCGCCCAUAGGUUUCGAGGAAUAUGCGCAAAUCAGUGUUACCAGACAGAUUGUGUUGGGAGGAACGAGUAAAUACCUGAUCAAUGGUCACCGAGCGCAGCAGCAAACCGUCCAGAAUCUCUUCCAGUCUGUACAGCUCAACAUCAACAACCCAAAUUUUCUGAUUAUGCAAGGUCGCAUUACAAAAGUAUUGAAUAUGAAGCCGGUCGAAAUCCUUGCGAUGAUUGAGGAGGCUGCCGGUACACGAAUGUUCGAAGACCGAAGAGACAAGGCAUUCAAGACCAUGGCAAAGAAGGAGAUGAAGGUCCAGGAAAUCACAGAAUUACUGCGUGACGAAAUUGAACCGAAACUGGAAAAGCUACGAACAGAAAAGAGAGCGUUUUUGGAUUUCCAGCAGACACAAAAUGACCUGGAGCGAUUGACCCGUGUGGUGGUAGCGCACGAUUAUGUCAAAAACCAGGAGAAACUCAAACAGUCAGCUGGAGACUUGGAACUAAAGAAGCAGAAGGCGAAAGAUCUGGAGGAUAAUGCAGUACGACUGAAGAACGAAAUUGAGAAUCUCGCCGAAGAUGUGAAGAGAGUGAAGGCGCAGCGAGACAUGGAGCUGAAGAAAGGUGGCAAGGCGCAAGCACUAGAAGAGGAGGUCAAAAAACACUCCAAUGAAAUUGUUCGACUUUCAACUGUAAUGGACCUCAAGAAAUCAAGUAUGGCCGAGGAGAAGGAGCGGAAAUCCACUAUCCAAAAGACUGUUUCCGAACUCGAGACCGCAUUGAAGCAGAAAACCAAGAUUCUCGAGAAAAUACAAGCACAGUACGACAAGGCGAAGGAGGACUUGGAGAAGCAAAACCUGGAGGCGGAGACCAAAGAGGAAUUGCUCCAAACUCUACAGACCGGUGUCGCUUCCAAAGAAGGCCAGGAAAGUGGUUACCAAGGACAACUCCAAGACGCAAGGAACCGAGCAAGUGCAGCAUCAACAGAACAGGAGCAGGCGAAGCUCAAGGCAUCGCAUCUCGAAAAACGCAUCAAGGAAGAAGAGCCUAGAGCUAAGAAAGCAAAAGAGCAAAAUGCAGGACUGUUGAAUGAUCUUGAAGGUCUACGGUCCCAAGCCCAAAAGUUUGAAAAGGAGCUUGGGAAACUCGGAUUUGAGCCUGACCAGGAGGAUGAAAUGUACAAACAGGAGAGCACUCUCCAGCAGACUAUUCGACACCUUCGGGAACAGUCAGAUGUUCUUAAGCGAAAAGUGGCAAACAUCGAUUUCAACUACACCGAUCCAUCACCUAAAUUUGAUCGUUCCAAGGUCAAAGGAUUGGUAGCUUCUCUUUUUACCUUGGACAAAGACCGGACCGAUGCAGGAACUGCUUUGGAAAUUUGUGCUGGCGGUCGGUUAUACAAUGUCGUCGUUGAUACUGAAAUCACGGGCACACAACUUCUGCAGAAUGGAAAGCUCCGAAAACGAGUUACAAUUAUUCCUCUCAACAAAAUUGCAGCAUUCCGAGCAUCCGCAGAAAAGAUUGGUGCUGCACAGAGAAUUGCACCAGGGAAGGUGGAUCUUGCUCUCUCUUUGAUUGGCUACGACGAUGAGGUAUCAACAGCUAUGGACUAUGUCUUUGGCAAUACCUUGAUUUGUGCUGAUGCGGCAACUGCGAAGAGAGUGACGUUUGAUCCUGCCGUUCGUAUGAAGAGCAUCACUCUUGAGGGAGACUCCUAUGACCCCGCAGGAACUCUCUCUGGUGGUAGUUCGCCAAACUCAAGUGGUGUUUUGGUCACUCUUCAAAAACUGAACGAGUUGACUAGAGAACUUGGUGUCCAAGAGCGAACACUUGCGGAGCUUCACGCAACAAUGACUCGAGAGAAGAAGAAACUUGACCAAGCAAAGCAGAUUAAGCAAGAGUUGGACCUGAAAUCACACGAGAUUAAGCUUACCGAGGAGCAAAUUGGAGGCAAUUCAUCUUCUUCCAUCAUUCAGGAGGUGGAGAACAUGAAAGCAACAAUCAUUCAACUAAAGACUGAUCUGGCAGACGCGAAGAAACGUCAAGAUGAGGCCAACAAAGAUGUCAAACGUAUUGAGAAGGAUAUGAAGGAUUUUGACAACAACAAAGAUGGGAAACUGGUUGAGCUUCAAAGUUCGUUGGAUGCCUUACGAAAGACCCUCACCCAAAACUCCACUUCUGUAAAAGCUUUACAAAAAGAACUUCAGGGCGCUCGUCUUGAUUCUGAGCAGGUUGGAGGUGAUCUUGCCGCUGCUCAAGAACAACUUCAAGAUGUCGAGGUCACACUCAAGUCUCAAACAGAGGAGAUUGCAAGUCUAGUCACGGAGCAAAAGGAAGUCAAGGACGCUCAUGACAUCGCUUCAGCACAUCUUGAUGACGAAAGAGCAAAAUUGACAGGUUUCGACGACGAGCUUCAUUCUCUAGAACAAGCCUCUCGAUCCAAAUCCUCACGCAUCACUGAAGAAGGUCUUGAAAUUCAAAAAUUGGGUCACCAAAUCGAGAAAUUCCAUAAGGAACAACAAGGAGCCGUCCAGACGGUUGCUCACAUGGAGAAAGAACACGAAUGGAUUGCUGACGAAAAAGACAAUUUUGGACGUACUGGAACACCUUACGAUUUCAAAGGACAGAAUAUCGCCGAAUGCAAAGCCUCCCUCCGAAACUUGACAGAACGAUUUCAGGGGAUGAAGAAGAAGAUCAACCCCAAGGUCAUGAAUAUGAUAGAUUCCGUCGAGAAGAAGGAAGUCGCUCUCAAGAACAUGAUGAAGACUGUCAUCCGGGAUAAAAAGAAGAUUGAGGAGACGAUUGUCACCCUGGAUGAGUACAAGAAGAAGGCUCUUCAAGAGACUUGGGAAAAGGUGAAUGGUGAUUUUGGACAGAUCUUCGCGGAGUUGUUGCCGGGAAGUUAUUGUAAACUCGAAGCUCCAGAGGGAAAAACUAUUAAUGAAGGGUUAGAAGUGAAGGUACCUACUCCGCUCUCUCCCCUUUUCUCUACGAAGCUAACGAUCUCAGGUCUGCCUCGGAAAAAUUUGGAAGUCCUCUCUCACUGAACUUAGUGGUGGUCAAAGAUCCCUGGUCGCGCUGUCUCUCAUCAUGGCCCUCCUCCAAUUCAAACCAGCACCAAUGUACAUUCUUGACGAGGUGGAUGCUGCUCUUGAUUUGUCUCAUACGCAGAAUAUCGGACGCUUGAUCAAGACGCGAUUCAAGGGCAGUCAGUUCAUUGUCGUUAGUUUGAAGGAUGGGAUGUUCCAGAAUGCCAAUCGCAUUUUCAGAACGAGAUUCAGUGAAGGGACUAGUGUAGUUCAGGUGUUGACUGCUGCGGAUUUCAAGUAAAGAGAGGGAUGAAAGGGAAUGCGAUGAUGGAUUAUGUGUGUGGCUCCAGUUUUGCAUAGGUUGACUGGCAUAUUUCUAGGUUUGGUGUCUGGAGUAUGUGGGUUUGUUCCUUGCUUUAUGUUCGGGAACGGGUUUGGUUUGGUUUGGUUAGGUGACUUGCCUAGGUAUACCGUAAUGGUUGGGGCGUCCUAAUGAUUGUAUGAUUGUUUAUGAAACUUAUGUUGUCGAAUUUCACAUAGCAGUUGACAGUUUUGCGAUAUCAUUUGACUGUUUCGUUUUCACACAACUUUUAGGGGAUUGGUUGAUUUUACGUAUAUAUUGCACAUCUUGUUACUCUAAUCUUCG